Molecule: messenger RNA, 1485 nt
Organism: Vanessa atalanta (red admiral)
Lineage: Eukaryota; Metazoa; Arthropoda; Insecta; Lepidoptera; Nymphalidae
Exons: 3
Coding region: 137-1357 (406 amino acids)
Source: RefSeq, a predicted model, not a curated record
AUUAAUUGAUUUUACUUGUAUAUUUUGUGAAAGAUAGAAUAAAGUAAAAUGAAUACCUACUUGGGCUAAGCGUAAUAACUCUCGAGGAUAUCGAUUACAAUUAUAAUAUUUAGCUUGGCGAAGUAUACCGACUAAAAUGGAAGAAAUCGAAAGCCUAGUAGCAGACCUAACAAUAAAGUCUGUCAAGAUGGAUAAAACUUAUUUAGUAGAAGUAACCUAUAUUUUAGAUCCAUUCGACUUUUUCGUUCGUCCGAUGAAGUACAGACCACUCAUCCACGAGUGGGAGUCCACUGAACCUAAAACAAAGACAACAAUAUUCAGUAUACAUGAUAUGGUAAUAUUUAAUUACGGUUAUUCAUGUGGAGCUCGUAAGUACAUGAGAGGAAAAAUAAUUCGUAUAUCACACAUUGAGUAUUACCUAGUGUUCGAUGUAUUUGCAAUUGAUUACGGUUUUACCGAAAAAUUAAUCCCGAUUGAAAAUGUAUGGGAAUGCUCACAUGAAUUGAAAAAUACGCCAGCACUGGCUUUUGACUGCCAGCUUGCUAAUUGUUACCCCAUAGAUCACACCAAUGGUUUCACAUCGGAAGCAAUUCAUGCUUUUAAAUAUUAUGCUGGAAACGAACCUCUUAGAAUGAAAAUUUUAGGCAAGAAACCGCAUAAGAUUCUGGUUGAGUUAGUAAAUUCUACUCCAGAAAGCAUAGCAACAUUGCUAGCUAUAAGCGGAUUUUCAAUAUUAGGUUUCUUUUGCGACCCAAUAGUUUGGAAUCCGAUAGUUGGGUGUAAAAUAAUGUAUUUCGAUUUUAAAAAACUCACGAUUGGUGAAACCCUACAUGUUAGGGUGCUAUCGGGUGAUUCGUUGAAUGAAUUCCAUGUUGCUAGUGUUAGCGACUACAAUAAUCACCUCAAAGAAAUUGAUAUCAUAACAUUUUACGCAAGAAGAGAAUUCUCGCUGUCGCCUGAGCAUUUGAUUGAGGGAACAUUAGUCUCUGUGAAAAUUGAAAACAGAAAUAUAUACGAAAGAGCUUUUAUAAAGAAAGUGACGAAACUCGAAGAAACUGCUAUUGUUCAACUCGUGGAUUGGGGAAGAGAUGAAGAGUUUCAUAUAGGAAAAAUGAAAUAUAUGUCCGCACAGUGUCUGAGGACACCGGUACUCUCGAUUUAUUGCAAAUCUGAAGAGAAUCAGGCUUGGGAUAAUGGAUACGAUAGUUUUUUAACACCUGGAUUUGAAUUUGAUAUAACAAUUAAAAGCCUCGGGCAUCAGUUCGAAUGUCCUAACACAGUUGACAUUUCCCCAGCGGUAGAAUCUGACGAUGAUGAUGGUGGGGCCAGAGCCUUACCAAUUAAUUUUAAUGAAUAAAUUUUUAAGCAUUAUUUAAUUUAGAGUAAAACACUUGAGCCAGUGCACAAUAUUUUUAAUCAGUUUAACAAAUGUUAUCCAAUUUUUGGAUUACGAAACCGUAUUGUUAAAAUGUAAUGUAAAAAAUA